Acanthosepion pharaonis is the source of this 651-nucleotide messenger RNA. The record is from the annotation of a GenBank genome assembly. NCBI's taxonomy places the organism in Eukaryota, Metazoa, Mollusca, Cephalopoda, Sepiida, Sepiidae.
AUGCUAUACCAACAAAGACUCCCACUUCUAUCUAUAAAUCCUCCUCCUCCACCUUCUAACAAUUUUCUUAUUCCCUCUCUUUCUUUUCCUCUUUUGGUUCUUGGUCUGGCUUUCAAACUUUUCCAUUUGCUCUCUAUCUACAGUCUUUCUAUUUUCCAUCAUGUUUUUAUGCUUCUAAAGUAUUCGUUUCAUUGUAUUCUUCUUUGUCGUGUCUUCAAUAACAUCAAUAAUUUUCUCUUUUCUUGUGUUCACCGUCAUCAAGAAAGUCACAUGGAUUUUGUUUUUACCUUGUUUCCUUCCUAUCAUUUGCUUUUUUCUCUGUACACAAUAUUUUUUCGGGUCCUUUGUACAUUUUCCUCCUUUUUCGUCAUCCAUGUAAUUGGCCUUUUUUUCCAUCCACUUUCUCCUUACUUUUUCGAAACUCUCACCUCCUCCCCCCCUCUUCUGAGUUUUCUUUUCUCCUUUCAAUUUAAUCACAUAUUUUUAUAUAAUCUUUUUGAUGAUCUCAUUUAUUUCAUUCUUUAUUUUCUUUACAACAUAUUUUACUCCUCAGUUCCAUUAGUUUUUAUCUUUUUCUUCCUUAUAUCUUUCAUAAUUAUACUAGUUUUCCUUUUCACCUUUACUUUACUCUUUCUUUUUUUUUACUGUUAA